UCUAUGGCAGAACCGCAGCCCGCAGCCGGCCUUACCGAUGAGGCUGCCCUCAGUUGCUGCUCCGAUGCGGACCCCAGCACCAAGGAUUUUCUAUUGCAGCAGACCAUGCUACGAAUUAAAGACCCUAAGAAGUCAUUAGAUUUUUAUACAAGAAUUCUUGGAAUGACGCUACUUCAAAAAUUAGAUUUUCCCACUAUGAAAUUUUCACUCUAUUUCUUGGCUUAUGAGGAUAAAAAUGACAUCCCUAACGAUAAAGAUGAAAAAACAGCAUGGGUAUUCUCCAGAAAAGCUACACUUGAGCUGACCCACAAUUGGGGUACUGAAGAUGAUGCAACUCAGAAUUACCAAAACGGCAAUUCAGACCCUCGAGGAUUUGGUCACAUUGGAAUUGCUGUUCCUGAUGUACAUGGUGCUUGUAAAAGAUUUGAAGAACUGGGAAUCAAAUUUGUAAAGAAACCUGAUGAUGGUAAAAUGAAAGGCCUGGCAUUUAUUCAAGAUCCUGAUGGCUACUGGAUUGAAAUUUUGAAUCCUAACACAAUGAUAACUAUUAUUUAGUUCUAUGAGACUACGUCUUUGUGAUUUCAAUGAAGACAUUGUAGAGGACAAAAAGGAAACAAUGUGGUUCAAGAUAGUUAUGUAACAAAAGCAUUGAGGAUCAUUGUCCUAGUUCAAAUUAUUCUUAAAUUCAUUUCCUUUUCCUACUUCACCUAACUGUUCUGUAAUUCUGGUUUUAAAAUAGUGCUUUUAUCUUAUGCCCUUGAAUGUAAUUCUGUAACUUUACUUUUUGAAGUAAUAAUUAGAACAGUUCCCUUCAGACACUGCAUUGGCCUUCAUCUGUCUUCUAAAUAAGACAUCUUUUAAGCCUUUCUUUGAAUCAUCAUUUUCAAAAAAACAUUUAACAUGUUUUUGUUGUGGAUAUCUUCUGAGGUUUCAUUCCUCAGAAAUAACUUUUCCCAAUGAAAAGUAAGGAAAACACUGAACAAAAAUGAAACCUCAUGUGUACUUCAAACAGUAUGAAGAAUUGUGUUACAAAAGAAAGGUUCCUCUUGGAAGCAAUUGAGAAUCAUGCUGACAAGGAUGCUGAUAGAAAAACCAAUUUCUGUUCAUUUAUAAAGUACUUCCAAAGUUCAAGAACUAACUUCAUUUUUUUAGGA
Messenger RNA from Choloepus didactylus (southern two-toed sloth), 1154 nucleotides. Its product is annotated as lactoylglutathione lyase-like. Gene Ontology annotation, molecular function: metal ion binding; lactoylglutathione lyase activity. The transcript has a single exon. Lineage: Eukaryota; Metazoa; Chordata; Mammalia; Pilosa; Megalonychidae. The record is from RefSeq and is a predicted model, not a curated record. The coding region runs from base 4 to 555 and encodes 183 amino acids.